Molecule: messenger RNA, 2007 nt
Organism: Fusarium proliferatum ET1
Lineage: Eukaryota; Fungi; Ascomycota; Sordariomycetes; Hypocreales; Nectriaceae
Exons: 3
Coding region: 1-2007 (668 amino acids)
Biological process (GO): protein desumoylation
Cellular component (GO): nucleus
Molecular function (GO): deSUMOylase activity
Source: RefSeq, a predicted model, not a curated record
AUGGCGUCCGGUGUGCAGGCCGAAGACGAAAAAGCCCAUGUGAAAAGAUACAUCGCACGCGUCGUCGACUCCUCCCCCUCAGAAAACGUCACCGCGGCUGACAUCGCGUCGCGCAACCUUCAACGACUCCCCUCACCCGACCGUCGCCAGGUCCUCGAUGGCCUCGUGAAAGAGGCUCCGAAGCUCAAAGGCAUACAAAACGAAGUACGAGAACAUCAAGCCCAUCUUCACCGCGCAACGCGACGCGACGCGCAAUUGACCUACCUCGACAAGGCUUGGGAUGGUCGCCAGAACUGGGCGAAUCCGACCUAUAUGCCACGCAUCACGGAAAAGGUCUCAAUUAGUACAACAGCGCCUCUUACAACAAUUACCAAGCUGGCAGUUAAACAUCAGAUUGCGUUACCUGGUCUUUGGCAGCCCGGCGGCGAAUUGCACGAUGCGGCGUUCGCGUACGGUGAGCACAUACUCACCAAGGAUAAGGCUGCUGCGGCUUUGCGUGCCUUCAAGUUGCGGAUAGAAAAAUUAGACGGUCCUGACCUGGGCCCUUGCAACAAUGAGACCGAAUUGUCAGCGCCGGAGUCGGAGUCAGAGGAGGAUCGUGCUGCCAAACGCCUGAAGCACACCAUCGAACGCUCUCCAUCUGUCGAGAUUGGCCGCCGCGCUCGCAUACCAUCCUUCGACCAUCGCGAUAAAUUGUUUUCGCCUGAGCAAAAAGUCCCUCAAGAUGCUGAUGAUGAUGAUGAAUACUACGUGGCUCUUCCUGAUGACGCCUCUUCUCCCCACCCGCGCCUCUCAAUCUCGCCAAUCCGCCGCGAUCCAUCCUGUGCUUCAUCCAUUAUUGAUGAUAAUGUCGCUGCAGCUGCCCCUGUCGACGAAGCAGAACCCAGCCAAACGACUUCACAACGUGCCCAGCAGCAACUCCAAGACCCCACUGCACAGCUGACAGACGACGUGCUGAACCUACUGCUGCAGCACAUCACUCGUACCUGCAGAACCCCAGGUGCAAAGGUCCUUGACCCUUUGUACAUCCAAGUUGACAACGAAAAGUCCCACCAACCUCCCGCCGGUUUCACCAGAGUCUGCGAGUCGAAUAAGGUCAUCUACAUCCCCCUUCACCAUCAAAACCAAGAUGGACAUUGGAGCCUUGCCGUAUUGCGCCCGGAGCAAGCUUGCAUCGAGCACUAUGACAGUCUCCAUAGCCGACAACGCGAAAGUCGGAUCCAGGGCUGUUUUGAGAGCAUGCUUGACGUUCAUUCUGUCCAGCUUUCUCGCAUGUCUUGUCCUCAACAAGAGGAUUCUGUCAAUUGCGGUGUGUUUGUCGUCUGCUUCCUCGGCUUUCUACUCAACAAGCUUCGCUUUCCGACAUCGCUGGACCCAGCACCUACGAGACAAAAGCUCCUAAACAUGGUUGUCGAUCCACAACAUGAGCCAAGUACUUCUACUGGGAAUGUGACUUUCCGGAAAGGACAACGUCAGCCAGCUGCUUCUACUGCGCAAAAGUUCAUGGAUCUCGGGGUUCAGGUUCUAGAAACAGGUUCCGGACCAAGCGAUGUUCUCGGUGCCAGUGAACAUACUCCACCACGAACCCUCCAGUCGAUUCCUCAAGUCCGAGAACGCAUCGCCCGGCUUGAGAUUGACAUUGACACCCUGUCGGCUCGUCUUGACCCCCUCAUCCAGAGGAACGCCAUCUUCAAUACGGUCCCGAGAGCUCUCGCAGCCAUGGAAGAAGCAUUGAACAAGACGCCGCAAUUCGGCACCCCUGGCUCUUUCUGGAAGUCUGAAGAGGAAGCUGGCCGUGCAAGCAACCUACUUGCCGCAUAUCGUGCAGUGGAGACCUUGGCUGGCUGUGAUCCACAAGGCGAUGCUGAUGAGAUUGCAACUCUACAAGCACAGCUUGAUACUGCGAGAGCGGAGCUGCGUGAGGCCCGACUGAUCUUCAAGGAGUUGGCGAAUGCUAGUCUGGCUGCUUCUUUGUCGUUGGUGCAGGAGUCGAGGAGGGGUGAGUAG